This is a messenger RNA of Sclerotinia borealis F-4128, 537 nucleotides long. Lineage: Eukaryota; Fungi; Ascomycota; Leotiomycetes; Helotiales; Sclerotiniaceae. The record is from the annotation of a GenBank genome assembly.
AUGUCCUCAACAUCCGAAAGCUAUCCUACCUACAUCUACAAAAUCCUCCCAUCUGAUGCGAAGCCAUCCUCGCCUCUUCCAGAAGCUCUCCCAGUCUCCGAUUUAGACCAGAGAGAUGGGUUUGUUCAUUGUUCCACCUCACAGCAAUUACUAGGAACUUUGAACGCAUUUUUCUCGUAUGUUGAUCCCCUGUAUUCCCAGUUCUUGUACUCGUAUAAUUCCACACCCUCUCUAGAUACUAUUUCCUCCAAUUUUCCAGAAUUAACACAUAUCAGAAAUGAAUCUCACGUCUACAUUCUCCGCAUCAAGUACGAGAAAGUAGCUUCGUACAUCAAAUGGGAGAACGCAGUAGGUAAACAACCAGAGGAAGUAGGUGGAUGCUGGGAUACGGAGGGGAAAGCAGGGUUCUUUCCUCAUAUCUAUAAUGGAUUGAAGGUGGGAAAAGACGAAGUUGAUGAUUCGGAAGAAUGGAAACAGGGAAAUAAGGGGUGGUCGGGUGAGGGCUGGUGCUGGGGGAAGGUGGACUGUCCUGUUUAG